AUUACCCAGGUGAUCCUGCUGGCUGCCCUGGUGGUGCUGACUGCUGCUCGCCCACAAGAAGAACAAUAUCCACCAGCGAAGUACACCGAGUACGCUGUGGAAGACCCUGAGAGUGGUAACUCCUACAGCCACAAGGAGUCCUGCGACGGAGAUAACGCUGAGGGGCAGUACGAAGUCCUUCUCCCGGACACCCGCAGACAGAUCGUCAAUGUAAUGAAUAUUAUGAUCUUCAAUGUCAGUGCAGAUUUAGGGUAUAAUGCUGAUGUUACCUAUGAAAAAGAGACAGUCAUCAGUCGCUAG
This is a messenger RNA of Cherax quadricarinatus, 300 nucleotides long. Lineage: Eukaryota; Metazoa; Arthropoda; Malacostraca; Decapoda; Parastacidae. The record is from RefSeq and is a predicted model, not a curated record.